AUGGUGAGCAACGGCCAGCGUCUUGAGGUUCAUUCCAAGACCCGGGCCGCCGCCCACAACCAGGUGACGGGCAAUAUUAUACCGAGUUGCAACAGUUCUGUUUACUUCACGCCCGCGGGUAGCCACCUGUGCACCUGUGCACUGGUCUUCUCUGUCUCCUCGUGUCCAAAACGUGGCGUGCUACGCCGCAGGCUCGCGUAUAUAAGACGGAGGCGACGGAACGGAGAAGUGUCACUUGCCAGCGCGACAUGGCGAAACUACUGGCCGUCUACCUGCUGCUGCUGGUUGCUGCCCUGCUCUGCGAACAGGCCCUCGCCUGCACGCCUGGCACCCGGAAAUACGACGGCUGCAACUGGUGCAGGUGUUCCAGCGGCGGGGCCUGGACGUGCACGCUCCGCUACUGUCCUCCCUCCAGGGGUGGCGGUGGGGGUACUAUAUUGGUGUGACCUCUGUGUGAUGCCUAGGUCAGCUGCCCAUGGAGCCUUACUGAGCAGUGAUCUGCUCCUUCAAUAGUGUUAAAAUUUUGAUGUAUACCUAACGAAUGGCUACAAAUAAAAUUUGAUACACUCAGUUUUGA
Molecule: messenger RNA, 577 nt
Organism: Schistocerca cancellata (South American locust)
Lineage: Eukaryota; Metazoa; Arthropoda; Insecta; Orthoptera; Acrididae
Exons: 4
Coding region: 1-513 (170 amino acids)
Source: RefSeq, a predicted model, not a curated record